AUGGAGAGUGCCCGGAAUAAAGAGAAAAAAAUAUCUUACGAGCAAAAUCCAUUGAGAGUUUUGGUAAAAGGACUCCCCGAAGCAUCCCUGAAGUUCCAUCCUCAGAUCCAAUAUUUCACCAUGAGCUUGGCUCGGACUUGGCCUGUAUCUGGAGUUGGCCUUAGUCGUAACACCAUUGAAGCUAGUUGGCAGGUUUAUCCACAAAUCUAUGGUGAUAAUAAUCCGAGAUUAUUUGUUUACUGGACGAACGAUGGAUACCAAAAGACAGGAUGCUACAAUCUCUGCAAAGGUUUUAUUCAGACGAACAAACAAUACACCAUAGGUGGUUCCUACAGUAAUAUACGACGGAGCUCAGACCACAAUACAGGAAAUUGGUGGCUAAAGAUCAAUGACAACGACAUAAUGAGGUACUGGCCUAGAUCAUUGUUCAAUAUUCUAGGAGAUGGAGCAACAGAUGUUCAAUGGGGAGGCGAAAUCUACGCGCAAACCAGUGCGAGACACACAAUCACGGAUAUGGGAAGUGGACGUUUCGCAGAUGAAGGGUAUAAGAAAUCGAGCUAUAUCAAGAAUCUUAUGAUCGGUAAUUGUUACAGUGUUAAGACAGGAAUUAGUGGAACAAAUUUUGGGAGUCAUUUCUUCUAUGGUGGUCCGGGUCAGAACGUUAAGUGCCCUUGA
Arabis nemorensis is the source of this 675-nucleotide messenger RNA. Lineage: Eukaryota; Viridiplantae; Streptophyta; Magnoliopsida; Brassicales; Brassicaceae. The record is from the annotation of a GenBank genome assembly.